Molecule: messenger RNA, 508 nt
Organism: Ilex paraguariensis (yerba mate)
Lineage: Eukaryota; Viridiplantae; Streptophyta; Magnoliopsida; Aquifoliales; Aquifoliaceae
Source: the annotation of a GenBank genome assembly
CACUCGACGUGGUCUUAUGUUAUUGGACACAGAGCGGUAAAUGCAAUGAAUAGAAAUUGAAACCGCGACUGGACUUCCUCUCCCAAAACUUGAUCGAGCUCACAAUUUUCUGGAGGAGAGAGAAAAUAUGAGUUACCAGAGAGUCCCUCAAGAACCCCAUCCUCCACCAGGGUAUGGGACACCAUAUCCUCCACCACCAAGGCAUCCAUCAGCACCACCACCGCCCUGUGAAGGGUAUCCUCCACCCCCACCACCAGGAUAUCCGCAUCCACCACCCCCACCAGGAUAUCCUCAUCCACCACCCCCACCAGGAUAUCCUCAUCCACCACCCCCACGUCCUUGGGGCUAUCAAGGAUACUUCAGUGAAGGGUACCCACCUCCCCCGCCCCCACCCCAGCCAUACCAUGUCCAGCACUCCGAGCAUAACCAUCACCAACAUCAGACUGGUUGUUCCUCUUUCCUUCGAGGAUGGUAUGUCAUUCUGCUUUCCCCAAUUAUCGUUUUUUAA